Molecule: messenger RNA, 2145 nt
Organism: Microthlaspi erraticum
Lineage: Eukaryota; Viridiplantae; Streptophyta; Magnoliopsida; Brassicales; Brassicaceae
Source: the annotation of a GenBank genome assembly
AUGGGAGCUCUUGCUCAGGUAGUUCCGUGGAUACCCGAAGACGACCUGCUGCUAAAGAACGCCAUAGAGGCUGGUGCGUCUUUGGAAUCGCUUGCUAAAGGCGCAGUGCAGUUUUCUAGAAGAUUUUCUAUCAGAGAACUGCAAGAUCGGUGGCAUGCACUCCUAUACGAUCCGGUAGUUUCCGCAGAGGCGGCGUUUCGGAUGGCGGAGCUUGAACGCACCAACCCGAAUUUUCCUACAAAGUUUGCUAGAACUGGAAACUCAAAAGAGAACAAAACUUCGUCCAUGAAGAGGAAGGCCGAGAAGCUCAGAAGUACUUACCAUUCCUUGCGGAAGAAAUUUCGCACUGAGCCAUUCAAUUCCUUGGAUCUUGCUUUCCUUGUUCCGCCAAACGACGGCCAUUUCAUGGAUAUUGGCGAUGCAACGCAUUUUGGUCUUGAAGACUCUCACAUGGAUAUUAUCCACAACGCGUUUCCAGAAAUCUUGGGUGAUGGCGGUUGCGUGGUAAACCAUGUUGUCUCGGAAGACAAUAUACAAGGAGACAUUUCUUAUGUAGGAGGAGAUAAUCUGGCAUACGCUGAACAUGCAGGUCCUUCGGAAUGUGAUGCGGUUCAUCGAGAUUCCGAGCAGAAAGUGGAGAAUUUUGCUCAUGACCCGAAUGCCACUACUAUGCCUAGCGCUGAUAACUACCUGGAGCAGCUUUCAACUUCUCUUUUCAAAGAGGAGGAACCGUUCAUGGACAUAGAUGGCAAAGAAAUCGACAAUUCUUACUAUGCCGGUCUUAGCUCCCUGUUGGUGAACCCGGCGAACGACACAAAUCAUGGGGCUUUGCCUAUUUCCGCCGAGCAAGAUCCUUCCAUGGCGCAAACUCAUCCAGCAGAUGCAACUCCGGUUGAUCAUGUGAUGCCUGUGCUAGAUGGUACACUUGCUAUGAGCUCAAUGGAGUGCAGACCUCUGUUUGACACAGCUGCUUUAGAUCCUCAUCCGGAGGUUGUUGGUGGUGUUAUCUGCUGUUUGCUAAACCAAGAGGAUACUGAUAUUCCGUGUAACGAUGACAUUUUUCAGUCCAGUAACUCCCAUCCAAUGUCGGUUUCUUCAUUAGCCCGACGGAACUUUAAAGAUACAAGUAAUCCAGUGACUUCAUCUGUUAGAGAACUCUCUGCCGGUAGAGAAAGAAGCGAGGGGCAUUCACUCCAUACACAAAAGAAGAUGCCAGGACGUUUGCAAGUGUCUUCGAAAGUGAAGGCAGAGAUAGGUCAACCAAGCCAAGGUAUCAAAUUCAGGGGAUUGACUACUCCCGAGUCACAUAAUACCGUUGGCGCUGGUGCUUCCACCAGUUCUGCACAGCCAUGCUCAAACACUCUGCUUUCUGACGGUACUGGUGUAAAAGAUGGAAUCAAAGAGAGUGCCGGUGGAAAGCUCAUCAUCGGAUUUGAUAGUCAUGGAAGCUACCCCGAGAAUGAUAUCGGGAACAGUAACGAGGAAAAAGUUGUAUUACCUAUACAUGAGGCGCCACAUGCAAAAGCUGCUAAUGAUGGUUUGACUGAGAUGUUAGACCCUGGACUGGAGAUCACUCAUACAGAAGCAGACGGGUAUGCUUUUGAGAGUGACGAGGACUUGCCAAACUAUUCUGACAUUGAGGCUAUGAUACUUGACAUGGACUUGGAUCCUGAUGACCAAGAUACUUUUGAUCUCGAAGUAUCCAAGUAUCAGAGCCAGGACAUGAAAAGAACAAUUAUAAGACUUGAGCAAGCUGCUCAUUCAUAUAUGCAAAGAGCCAUUGCUUCCCGCGGUGCAUUUGCUGUUUUAUAUGGUAGAUAUUCAAAACACUACAUCAAGAAGCCUGAGGUUUUGGUGGGUAGAUCAACAGAAGAUCUUGCGGUUGACAUUGAUUUGGGAAGAGAAAAGCGUGGUAGCAAAAUAUCUCGACGUCAGGCAAUCAUACGGUUGGGGGAUGAUGGAUCGUUUCAUAUGAAAAAUCUGGGGAAGUAUUCAAUCUCAGUAAAUGAGAAGGAAGUAGAUCCUGGACAGACUUUAAUCCUCAAGUCCGAUUGUCUGGUUGAGAUACGAGGAAUGCCUUUCAUAUUUGAGGCAAACCAAAGUCGCAUGAAAGAGUACCUGAAGAGAACAGGGAGAGGGAAUUAA